Messenger RNA from Cyprinodon tularosa, 3921 nucleotides. Its product is annotated as adenylate cyclase type 8-like. Bases 283 to 3897 code for a protein of 1204 amino acids. NCBI's taxonomy places the organism in Eukaryota, Metazoa, Chordata, Actinopteri, Cyprinodontiformes, Cyprinodontidae. Gene Ontology annotation, biological process: cAMP biosynthetic process; adenylate cyclase-activating G protein-coupled receptor signaling pathway; intracellular signal transduction. The transcript has 23 exons. Gene Ontology annotation, cellular component: plasma membrane. The record is from RefSeq and is a predicted model, not a curated record. Gene Ontology annotation, molecular function: adenylate cyclase activity.
AGAAAUGAGGCUCUUGGAUCAUCUGGUCCAGUUUAAAGAGCCAACUGGGAGCAGUGGGAGCAUCUCUGAGCGAAGAGGAAACAAACCAUUCGAGACGUCAUGAAGAUCUCAGAUCUGCCGCCAAGAUGGACGAAGAGGACAGAGGAGGAAACAGAGCAGAGACCCAACUGUGAUCAGGAAGACGGAACCGGACCAGACCGGACCACAGUCCUCUCUGUAUGAGAUGAUUAAAUCUGUUCUGCAACCACAGCUCCGCAGCUCAUUGCUACCCUCCGCAUUACCAUGACUGACAACCACACCACACUGAAGAAUGGCGACUGUGAGUCAGCGAGACAAGCCAGCGACAUCACCUUCAGCGCAUCUAUCAGCCCCGCCCACGGCCUCCGAAGGAAACGCCUGCUGUGGCAGACCGCGGUCAGGAACAUCAUCGAUCAGCAUAACCUUUACUCUCUGAGGCUCGCCGGAGGACUGGAGAGAGGACGCCACCGCAUCACCGUCACAGAUGCCUACAUUGCCGACAUCAACAGGCAGAUACGAAAUAAAACGUCUCGUGGGAACUUUUGGCAGAAGCGUCGUUCCUCCGCAGCUCGAGUUCAUCCAACGGUGCCAAGGAUUUCUGUUCAGACACAAGUCGGCCAGCGCUUGCUGACUGAUGCUGACUUCUUUGUGUCGUAUGGAUCAACAGUCCGAGGCAUCUUCAUUCCUACGAUGGAGCUAACAUUCAAGUCUGCUGACCUGGAGCUGACCUACCAGCAGUUUUCCUCAGCUCAGAAAAAAACCUCCCUAUUGGUCACCAACCUCAUCGACGUCUUCAUCCGACUGUUCAUCUCUCUGGUGACAUGGCCAACAGGCUGGGGGGGCGUGGCCUGUGAGUGGCUGACCGGCCUGGCGGUCAUUCUCUGGGCGGGGAUCUGUGGGUUGUCUGUGACUAAGCAGGAGGUGAUGGCGUCACCACAGUGGCUCAGGUACCUGUCGGUGGUCACCUGGCUGUCCCAGACUGUCCAGGUGUUGGUGGGUGUUUUCACCUGGGCUGAAACAGAUCAUUCCUGGUACGUGUUCUUCACCCUCUUCUCCACCUACACCCUGCUGCCUCUGCCCCUCCCCUGGUCAAUUACAACAGGGGCGAUAACCUCCAUCCUCCACCUGCUGGUGGAUGUCUGGUGGAACAACAGUAACCAAGUUCUGAUCAGAAGGGUCAUCUCCAAGGCCUUGUUGUACCUUGCAAUGAACACAGCAGGUAUCUUCAUCAACUACCUGUCUGACCGGACACAGCGACAGAGUUUUCUGGAGACCCGUAGGUGUAUUGAAGGACGGGUCCGACUGGAGAGAGAGAACCAAAGACAGGAGCGUUUGGUGAUGUCCAUCUUACCGCGCUUCCUGGUUCUGGAGAUGAUUGCAGACAUGGCCGCGGUGGACGAAUAUCUGCUGCCUCAACAGUUUCACAAAAUUUACAUCCACCACUACAAGGAUGUCAGCAUCCUGUUUGCAGACAUCAUCGGCUUCACGUCUCUCUCUCUGAUUCUUUCGGCUCAGGAACUUGUUAAAACCCUCAAUGAGCUUUUCGGACGCUUCGACCGGCUGGCUGAGGAGCAUCAGUGUUUGAGGAUAAAGAUCCUUGGUGACUGUUACUACUGCGUCUCCGGAGUCCCAGAGCCCCAGCGAGGACACGCCCGCUGCUGCGUGGAGAUGGGCCUCAGCAUGAUCAGCACCAUACGGUCAGAAAACAGACAUCCCCAACAUUUUGCCGCAAAGUGUCUCGGGAGGACACAUGUCUCUCACUGCAGGUAUGUUCGCCGAGAGCUGCAGCAGGAAGUAGACAUGAGGAUUGGCGUCCACUCGGGUUCGGUCCUCUGUGGUGUGUUGGGGCUCCAGAAGUGGCAGUUUGACAUCUGGAGCUGGGAUGUUGACAUCGCCAACAGUCUGGAAGCUGCAGGAGUGCCAGGGCAGGUCCAUAUCUCUCAGGCCACUCUGGACUGUCUUGGCGGGACCUUUGAGACGGAGCAGGGCAACGGCCAGGACCGCAGCGAGUUUCUACGGAAACACAACAUCGAGACAUAUUUGAUCCGCCCGGCGACACGAGAUGAAGCCCAGCCCCCAAGAGCAAGGCGCCCAAGUUAUGAUGAACUGACCACUUGGAGCGCUGAGCUGCCGUUCGGAGACAUCCUGGGGAUGAAUUUUAUCCUGGCUACUUUCACCAACGGUUCCCUGACCCAGUUGCCGAAUCACAUCGCAGCGCAGCGAUCCGGCUCACGGGAAGUGAACAAGAGGAUUCGUCAGGCAAUGGAAGCUCGGAGCAGCGAGCGAAUGAGGAAAGAGCACAUCACCACUUUCACUCAGGUGUUCAAGGAUUCCCAGAUGGAGGGAAAGUAUUCCCAGAUGAGGGAUGAACUCUUCAAGACUAACAUGGUUUGCUCCUUCGUCCUUCUCGUACUGCUGAUGGCCGUCCAGGUGUUGGUUCCUGCCCCGCGGUUGCGUCCAAUGGUGGCUCAGUUCCUUGUCAGUGUCUGCGUUUACCUCCUCCUCCUGCUGCUGACUCUGGGGGAGGAGUUUAAACACUGCCCCGCCCACCUGCAGUCCCUCUGCUGCUGGGUUCAUGAAACCAAGUACGCGCGAACGGUGCUCAUGCUAACUGCCAUCGCUGUCAACUCCGUGAUUGCCUCUGUGAACAUCCUGUGGUGCGACUGGUCGGAAUCUGUCUUUCCUGAGGCUACAGUGACUCCGCCCCCCUCCAGGUGGUCAGACAUGAACAUCUGUACUCAUCCAGAGUUCAUGGUGCUGAGUGCGGUGGUCGCCAUGGUUACGUGCGCGGUGUUCCUCAGGCUGAACUGCAUGCUGCAGUUGGCCUUCCUGCUGCUGACCGCCGGCCUCUAUGCCUACGUCAUGGAGACGCACAGCUCCCAGCAGCAGUGCCAGAGGGGCGUCUGCCUGGUUCUCAUGAUGAUGUUCGUCCUGGCGGUGCUCUACAACAGCAGACAGCUGGAGGCGAUGGCACGGCUGGACUUCCUGUGGCGCCUGCAGGCAGGGAAGGAGGUGGAGGACAUGAAGGAGCAGCGGGAGCAUAACGAGUGUCUGCUGCUCAACAUCCUGCCGGCUCACGUGGCUCAGCAUUUCCUGGAGAGAGACGCCAACAGCGAGGAGCUCUACUCCGAGUCCUACCAGCGAGUCGGCGUCCUGUUUGCCUCCCUGCCCGAAUUCUCUGACUUCUACGAGCAGAAAGAGCUGGUCCAUCAGCAGGUGGAGUGUCUCCGCCUCCUCAACCACAUCAUCAGUGACUUUGACGAGCUGCUGGAUGAGUGUUUCUUCCAGGAGGUGGAGAAGAUUAAGACCAUCGGCAGCUCCUACAUGGCCGCCUCAGGCCUCUCACCUGACCGACAGGACUGCGAGGACGGCUGGCAUCACCUCAGUGAGCUGGUGCUGUUCGCUCUCGCCAUGGAGGAGACGCUGCGGCAGAUCAACACGCAGACUGGAAACCAGUUCCAGCUCCGAGUCGGCGUCGCUCACGGCCCCGUCAUCGCCGGCGUCAUCGGCGCCACCAAGCCUCAGUACGACAUCUGGGGCGCCACGGUGAACGUGGCCAGCCGGAUGGAGAGCACCGGGGUCAGCGGCAGGAUCCAGGUCCCAGAGUCCACCAGCUGCAUUUUGGUGGAGCGAGGCUUCCUACGGCAGCUCAGAGGGGACAUUUACGUCAAAGGCAUCAGCGAGCGUCACGGAAAGGUUCGGACCUUCUUUGUCAGCAAUCGGGACGAGCGGUCCAGCUUCGCGGAGCGCGGCGGUGGGCGGGGCUUCAGCAUGAACAGGAACACGCUGGGAGCAGUGGUCUACAGUCUGGUUCAGGCCAGGAAGAGGGAGAAGCUGAGGGAGGAGAACGGAGGCUUCCACCUGGUGAAGGCCUCCUGAGCCGCUUCCUCCCUCUGACCUGCA